This is a messenger RNA of Amoebophrya sp. A25, 5058 nucleotides long. NCBI's taxonomy places the organism in Eukaryota, Dinophyceae, Syndiniales, Amoebophryaceae. The record is from the annotation of a GenBank genome assembly.
AUGGAGGUCGAGGCGGUGCGUUCGUACUUGGCGGAGCACCAUGUCGAAGACCUCAUUCUGGAGCUGACGGAGUCUCUGCUAAAGGAUAAGCCCAUGCAACCUAAAAAAUUUUUGUUGGGCAAGCUGGAAGAAGAAAUCGGCGACGGAGUUUCAAGACGAGAACAGUCAAUAAGUGUAAGGCUGAAAUAAACUUAGAGUUUCAGCCCGUCAAGCGCUGCACUAUUCUUACUGAUUCUCAUAUUUCACUGUAACAGCUAAAACUACAAACUAAUGGUUGUUCCUUUUUGUUGUUUUAUACUUCUCAGUAGGUGGGUUUACUUCUUAGUACGAACAGUUGUAAACGAGAACACAACGUACUAUCUCUCCGAUGACUAGAAGACUACUCCUACUACUGUGACGUCCUUCUAAGGUAUCCACGUCUAUUAAAUGAAACAACCGGUUAGUUUUUACCUCUAAAACUUAGGCUUAUCCCAUGCAACAACAGACUAUUAUUGUGACGACUCCUCUCCAUCUACUACGUCUAAUAAUGUGCGACUCUUGUAGAGUAGUAGAUGUGGAAGUGGAAGCAGUAUAAUGCCAACCUCUCUACUCCAACUCUACGUAGAAGUCCUCUCCACCUAGCAGGAGCCUCUAAUAUUCCUAGGAUCGGCCGCUGCGGGAGGUCUAGUUCCUGCAAUGCGUCAUUCGAGUGGCGGGAUGGACGUCAGUUCGGAGCAUUUGAAACGGUAUUUCUAUUUCUCUACUUAGUAUUCGAAAACCAAAAAUGCGCAAGAUCGGUCCAGUUGCAGCACGGUUGCAUCGCACCUUUCCUCGAUGGGCUUCGGCAGGCAGCAACUACUGGGACACACACUGCGUCUGUCAGCUUCAUUAAGAACUUCGUUGCUCUAACUUACAGUUGCUCUCUUCGAUCACGUUACUCGGUUAUUUCAGUUUAUCAAAUAUUUAGAAGCUAGCUUGCUAGAGCUUCUAGGUAAUCCGGCUCCUUACAUUUAGCUUAGACAACUUAGUAGAAAGAACAAGGUCAAGUUGAGUCUGGUUUUUUCCUGACAUCGCUUCCCCAGAAAUCCAUCCUUACGCAACUUCCACAGCCUUUUCGAAUCUACGCGAUCGAUUACAGCGGAAAUUGUGCCGAAGGAGACGAUCAACAUUAUCAUUCGGGAAACUGCGAAGCUCCUCAACUGUGAUCGUGGUAUGGCUCCAGAUCAUGCCUGUUUUUUUUUAUUCAUAGUCAUAGAUAGUACCUUCUUCAACAAUCUCAAUCUCAUAGUAUGUCAACAGUACCUAGAUAGUACCUUCUUCAACUCAAUCUCAAGUAUGUCAAUAGCAACAUCCUCACAGCCUCUUCAUCUAAUCUGCUGUCCCUUUUCGUAUACAACCCGAAGAUCAAGAUGCUCAUACUGACUGCGUCAAAUCUCGCCAAACCGAUCCGGGUCCAACCUGGACAAGGUAUCGCGGGACAUGUCUUCGAGACACAGGUAGGUUUCUCCCAUUAAACAAAGUACUCAAGUUCGCUGUAGUAUGAGAAAAGAGAAUAUUCUGCUACUUCUCCACCAGUAUGGCUUCACCACUAGUAUGAGAACAGAGAAUUGACUCUCAAAUUCUUCCUCUCCUCCAAUCAUGACUAAGAAUUAUCACGUGCAAGAGCGAUGAUCAUGAUGUCCUGGCUACAACAACUUUUUCCAUCAUGCUUUGUUGAGCACCGCUUCGUCGAGGACAGUUCAAGUCGUCGUAGAAGAACUACAUCUCAAUGAACUACAACUACGAGCAUGAGUAAAACAACCGGUUCGUUUUCCCUCUAUAAUCUUAGGCUUAUUCCUUCAUGCAGCAAUACAACGCACUUAACACAGGAAACGGUGAGCAUCCCGGAUUGCUACCAGGAUCCUAGGUUCGAUCCUGGGUUUGAUAAAUUGACGGGCUACCACACCAAGAGUUUACUAGUCAUGCCCAUUGUAGACUUUGAGUUAAGGACUUGGAGUGAAUUACACCUUCCUGUCGUCAUCCUCAACUGAUUUUUCCAAUGGGAAAGAAGUCAAGCGGAUCAUGUUUUGAGGAAUAUAAAUGUCUAUUUCUGUAGUUGUAACGACAUCUAAUUGGAAACGAAACAGUUGGGGUCUUACAGGCAAUCAACAAGCUGAAGACAACGGCUGCGAGACCAGCCGAAUCGAAAGAGAAAGAGGAGAAUAGUACUGCAGAAAAUCCGGAGGGAGCUAGCAUUAUGGUUCGUUUGGUUGUGGAAGUCUAGUUGCAGAAGGGUAUGUGCUCAUACUUGGAAAGAGAAACAUCACCUAGGAACAGCUGAGAGCUGAAAGCUUCACAACCUCCUCAACAAGAUCGUUAAAUCAAUGCCUUACACUCUUUGGCUUUAAAUUUAUUUUGUGAAUGUCCUAAACGGUGGGUCUGCUCGUUACGCUAGACGUAGAACACGGAGAGUUCUUCCAGGUCUCACUGUCUAAACCUACAACCUCUAGUAAGGAGCAGCAGUCUGGAAACCAAGAUGCGACUACCAGAACGUCUUUUAGUCCAAUUGACGAGCUGUUAUUGGGUCAUUUGACACAACAUGCUGGGAUUGCUUUGAGGAAUGCUGAAGUGUUAUGACAAGAAUACAUACAGUAAAAUCAGCUACCAAGAACUGUUGCAUUAAAUGCUUCAGAACUUUUUUCAGUCUAGCACACCUUUCAAGUAGAAUGAUCGGAGCACCAUAUUUACAGAGAUCCUCGGAGAAGUCGAACCACUAUUACAAGUGCCAUUCAUAUUCUAAUCCCUUACCGAGAUGCUAUUGUGGCUUCAGAACGAGCAAAUGGCUUGUUGCACGUAAUCCAAGCUCUGUCGCAGGAUUUGGGAACACAGUCAACGAUUUUGACCAGUACUAUCUUCAGUUUCUUCUUCGCUAUUUACUUGUCUCUUCCUCAAUAUCCUUUCUCGAUGAAGCGUGAAGAAACAUUAUUGUAGUUUCCAUCUUCCCUACCCAUCAAGAAGCAUUGUAAUUCCUAUCUUCCCUAUCCCGCCACUAGAACAUCAAUAAUUAAUAUAUGAACAACACCAGUUACCAUGCAUGCUUCGGAAUUAGUGCAAGCGGAUAGAUGUACAGUCUUUCUAGUCGACGAAGGGAAGGACCAGCUGUGGAGCGUGAGUUCGGAUCGAGAAAUACGCAUUCCAAAAAGCUCAGGGAUAGCAGGUGAAUGCGCAACUGGAGGACCUGAAGCUACGCAGGGGAGGUUAGUAGAGGUUUCUUUCUCAGUAGUUUAUUUUCACCUCUAAACUCUCUGCGCCCACCGCUGCUGGUGCGUCGAACUUCCAUCGAAAAACUUGUAAUUGUUGUAAUUGUAAUCCCUUCAUGCAGUCAAGUAGAGAUGGUCCGACGGACUCUUAAACGAGGUGCUAACUGCGUACGACAAUGAACACCUCUAACAACUGCAGAGGCAUCGUGAUCAAUAUCCCGGAUGCCUAUGAGGAUGCGCGAUUUAACCAGCAGAUUGAUCAGAAAACCGGAUACCACACGCAAUCCAUGCUUUGCGUGCCCAUACGUAAUAGCACGGAAACGAAGGCACUUCUACAUUUCUUUGCUGGUUUGAUGUAUGUUAAGAUGGUCGCAUUCGUUUUUAUUUGUUUUCAAGAAACAGCCCUCAUUACUUAUUUUUACUUCUGUAGUUAUUGGUGUCAUAACUGUGUCAGGUCAUUGCUUAGAUCGUGUGUCAGGUCAUUACUUAGAUCGUGUGUCAGGUCAUUACUUAGAUUGUAAGAUCGUGUCAACAACAGUGAUCAUUGGUGUAACCUCCACGCCCAGGUAAUCGGUGUGAUCCAGAUGAUCAACAAGAUUGAGAUUGAUCAGGAAAUCGGCAUCUUCCUGGACGAGGACUGCGAAGUGCUGGAAACAUUCGCUAAAUUCGUGGGUGAGAAACUGCAAGUGAGCUCUCUGCUAUCCAGCACAACGCCGAAGAAUAAUUAUGGAAUUAUUAUCCACCUAGAAUAGGUGCUACUCCGUACAGUUGGUAACUGUACAAUGGGUAGUACAACGUGAUCAUACUUUAAGUAAAUGAUAACCUAUUACUGCCUGUAAUUCUUGGCUCUUAUCUCCUGCUUACCAGUUAUUACCCUUUUCUCUUUUCUAUCUUCCUCCGGUCUUUCUUUUUUCUAGUUUGUUAGGUCUGCUUCACCACGAUUAUGGAAAGAUGGGAAUCAUGACUGAGUAUGUUGAGCUACAGCUAGAUAGGUCUGACUUUUUCUUUUAUUUCACAGAGAAUUCCUCUGGUGCCUCAAUGCAGAAGAGGUUUGAUUACUCUGAUCGCAAUCAUACUUACAGACUCGUUAUUCUGCUCUUCCCUCCAUCCCCUUCUCCCUCCCUCCUUGCGUCUUGAUAUCCCUCUCUAACUCCAAGGAUUAGCGAAAGGACUAGGGAGUGGCGGAAUGGCUGAGAUGCCUCACUCAGCGGAGGCGGAACGGAUUCCUAGGCGUUCCUCUGGCCGUACAAACUGCGGACCUAUAAUCACGGAAGAAGAAGCAGAAGAAGGGGAGAUGGAUGAAGGGUGAGAGGUCGGGUGGUUGCAGGAUGAAAAUUACGUUGGGCAGAAAAACUCUUCAUUCUAUGUGGAAAUUGACAACGAAUUUAACACUCUGUGUUAUUUUUUUCAUGGUUACGUCGACUUCUCUUGGUACGCAUCGCUGAUGUUGCUAUUUGCUGCCGGCUUUAUUUACUUGGUACGCUGUCGUUAAUGAAUUCCAUGCUCUAUGAUGUUCGCCGCGAUAGACCAGGAUUUCUUACCAUGGUAGACUACCACGAUGCUGAUUCAUCUGCAAGUGUCCUCCUAAAGCGCAAGAAAGUGACCUUGCAAUGGACAGUACUAGAAAUAGCAACAGAAAAAGUACAUCGGCUAUAAUUGCAACUUUGAUCCUGAAUCUUCUGGUUGCACAAGCCUCAAGAACAACUAAUUUUUGUGUCUUUCGCGAAUGUCGCAGAUUGCUGUGGUGACGAGGGUUACUUGAGGAGGGUAUAAUGUUGAUAAGUUUCUUCCGUUUUGCUGGGUACAGUCACUGGCACUGGCUGCCGCGCCGCUGGUUCAC